UGCGCACUGGCGAAAUCCUGUUGCCAUGGAGACAGCUCCCUCCCAUACCCCCCUGCGGGUGUCCAGGAGAAGGAGACGCAGAGCUUAGACGUGGUCCCAAGAGGCUCUAGAGCCCCGUGGGCUCUGUGGGCAGACUGGGCUCGGCGUGCAAGCGCAAUGGUGAUGCUAAGGCGCCGGGAGCCGAAGGGGGACCAAUCCCGGGGGAGGAUCUACGUUAGACCCGCCCCCCACGCUGUCGCUGCGUACCACAAUCGACCAAUCAGGAGAGAGUAUCGAAAGCGUGUUGGUGACGUCACCAGGGAGCCACCUCCUCUGGCAAGCCCCUCUCGGCCCCUCCCCCUCGCAACCUCCCUCUGCACUAAGGGUGCUAGAAGAUCCCCGGGACCCAGCCCCGAGGUGCCACGAUCCCAACCCACUUGGUAUGCGGGGAAACUGAGGCCAAGAGAGUGUCACUCAGCAGGGCCCGGGUCCUGAGCUGGCUGACCCCCUUCGACUUAGAGAGGCCCCAAAGACUACUAUGGAGGCGAAUGAGUCGCCUCCAAAGCCCCACUUUUCGGAAGACGAAUCCCAGGAAGCAACGCUGGAAGAGCCCGCAAGGCCCAGGCUCGGGGGCCCCAAAUGUGGUCAGAAGGCAGACUGCACAGCUCGAACCCAGGACGAAUCUGUCUUCUGGGAGAGAGAAGGUAUCAGGCAGUUAGGAGUCCGUCAAGCAAAAGCCCCCGAGGACGAGAGAGGACCCCACGGGGACUUUGGGAGGCGCUUCGAUCUGAGCUCAGACCUGGCUCACACAGAGCCUCUCCGAGGGAGACCCCGUCCGUGUGAAACGCGUGCCGAAGGCGUUAGGCAGAUCUCUGGCCUGCUGGAACAGCCGCCAGCCCACGGCCGAGCCAAGCCCCACGCGUGCAGCGAGUGCGGGAAGGCCUUCCGUCUCCGCUCCAACCUUUUUCGACACCAGAGGAUGCAUGUGGGAAGCAGACCCUAUGAGUGUUCUGCGUGUGGGAAACUCUUCAGACACAGCUCGUCCCUCAUCCAGCACCAGAUAACGCACAGCGGAGAGAGGCCCUUCCGGUGCCAGCACUGCGGGAAGGCCUUCAGCCGGAACACCUACCUGACUCAGCACCGGAGGAUCCACACCGGAGAGAGGCCCCACCAGUGCCGCGUGUGUGGGAAAGCCUUCCGCCUCCGCUCCACCCUGACUCAGCACCGCAUCGUCCACACCGGAGAGAAGCCCCACGCGUGCAGCGCCUGCGGGAAGGCCUUCAGCCAGUUCUCCACCCUCACCCGACACCAGAGGACCCACUCGGGAGAGAAAGCCUAGCAAUGGCUCGGCGCCACACCGGCUUGGGCUGAGCAGAAGCCGCGGGCUCCGACUCGGCUUCUGGUCCUGGGUCUGCGGCCUCCUGCCUCCAUUCCCUCAACCACUAAGGGAGGAUUCAACAAGAUGAAUGCGAGGCGAGCCUUCCUUCAGCUGGAAAGCUAAGAAUCCAUGAUGGCCAGGAUCCCUUCCUGCUGCUUAACUCUGCCAUGCAGGGACGGCCAUUCAUCCCAUUCAUUCAUCCCCAUUUAGGGAAUGAGCAAGGGGCUUCCGUCGUGACAAAUCCUGUGACUUAGUGCCCAGAGAAUGGAGUUCCAAGCACAAAGACCUGUGUUCAAGUCCUGCUUCCAACAUGAAGUUCCACAAACAUUUAUUAAACCCCUGCUGUAUGCCAGGCACUGGGCUAGUUUUUGUAGACUCAAAGACCAAAGCAAAAAAAAAUCCCUGCCCUCGAGGAGCUUCCCUUCUGCGGCGGGGAAUGACCCAGGGAUCAGCAAAGGCAAAGAAACAUCAGUGUACUGUGUAACCUUGGACCCUGGAGUCUGUGCAGUCUGGGCAGCACAAGGCUGUUGCUGUCCUCAGCUCCCCGAAUCGCCCAGAAUUGGUGCCAGGAAUAAGUCAUUGAUAUCGUGCAGGAAGGUCCACACCUCUGGAAGGCUUGACAUCAGGAAGACUUUGUCCGAAGGAGGAGGGGUGAUCCGGGAAGGCUUCUUGGAGGAGGCACCCUGGAGUGGAGGCCCAGGGAUGGAGGAGGUUCCAGAGGCAGACGCAGGACAUGUCGGUUUGACACAUUGUCAUUAUGGGGAGAGCAAAAGCCGGCAUGAGAACUAAGCCUAGAAGGAGCUGCUGGAUGGCCAAGAUGUUGCCCAGCAAACGAGGGAGGCUCUUCUGGGUAGGUGGUAGAGAACGGGGAGGACGGCGGAGGAGACAGUCCAAACUGGUUGGAGCUGAGAGCCAAGUCAGGAGGGGCAGGGGACGGCCUGAAGAGGCUGUGGGGCAGCCCCUGGCACGUGGGGAGUGGAGUGGCAGCAAGAGGGAGCAGCCCGAAGUUCCCCGGUGUCCCCCUCCUCAUUCUCGCCCCCUCCCCCCGACCCAGCAGAGCUCAUGCACCCCUUUGAAGGCUUGGAGAGAGCCGCCUCGUCCCGCCCCCCUUCGGACGAGCGAACACCAGCUCACCAGGCCCUCCCUCGACGGUGUGGAGGCUUUCUAGCACAGGGCUGACGCGCACCGAGCUGGCGGUCCACUCAGACCCGAAGAUCCUCCACUCACUAGGGCGGAUCGCGGGGCCUCGGCAGAGACCUUUCCCUUUCUCCCUCCUGGAAUGCAGUGGAGAAGGCUUGGCUUCAGAUCUCUCCCGGACCUCGUGACCGCCGAUCCCUUCCAGCUCUCGCUGUUUGGCCGCUUGUCCCAGGCCUCUCGGAUCCUUGUACAUCCCGAUUCCUCAAACCAGGGAGAGCUGCCUUGGAGGGUCCUGCGAACCCUCAUGUGAAGGGCAGGAAACCACUCGUCCGGGAUACGGCGGAGACGCUGCUUGGCUCAGUCCUGGCCCGGAGGGGCCUGUGAAGGCGUGCUUGCCCCUGCUCGACUCCUGUUGCAAAUACUGGCGAGAGCCGAUGACGACCUAGAAGUAAAGCACUUCCCCUUUCCAGCAGUGAAUCCCCCUUCACUGGGGUUCCCAAAGUAGAGGCUGGGCACGAAGCAUCUCGUAUCACAUCACUUAUUUUCUCAGGGAGGAAGAAAUGGAGGGAGGGAGGAAAGGAGAGAAUUUGGAACUCCAAAUCCUCUAAAGAAGAUUGUUCAGAAAUUAUUUUUACAUGCAAGCGUGAAGAAAAUAAAAUCUUAUUUAAGAAUAACAACGGAGCGGCACCAGACCUUAAACGGCACCACGAAUGGUGACCAUCAAAGCAACAUGGUACUGGCUAAGAGGGAGAAGGGGAGAUCAAUGGAGUAGGCUUGGGGUAAGUGACCUCAGCAAGACAGGGUUUGAUGAACCCAAAGGUCCCAGCUUUGGGGACAAGAACCCACUAUGUGACAAAAACUGCCGGGAAAUUGGAGGACAGCAUGGGAGAGAUUGGGUUUGGAUCAACACCUCCCACCCUACAUCAAGAUCAACUCAGAAUGGGUGAAAUAUAAAGAGGGAAAUGAUAAGUAAAUGAGGUGGACAUAUUAUACCUGUCAGAUCUAUGGGAAAGGAAAGAUGUAGACCAAGCAAGAGAGAGAGAAUAUUACAAAAUGUAAAAUGAAUCAUUUUGAUUACAUUAAAAAGGUUUUGUACAAACAAAGCCAAUGCAACCAAAAUUAGAAGGGAAGCAACAAAUUGGGGGGGGGGGAUCUUUAUAACAAAAAUCUCUGACAAAGGUCUAAUUUCUCAAAUUUACAAAAAGCUAAGUCAAUUGUACAGAAAAUCAAGCCAUUCCCCAAUUGGUAAAUGGGCAUGAAUAGGCAGUUUUCAGAUGAAGAAAUCAAAACUAUCAAUAUACACCUGAAAAAAUAGGUUCUAAGUCUCUCAUAAUUAGAGAAAUGCGAAUCAAAACAACUGUGAAGUGCCACCUCACACCUAGCAGACUGGCCAGUAUGACAGUAUAGGAAAAUAAUGUUGGAGGGGUUGUGGCAAAAUUGUAACACAUUGGAAUGCAUUGCUGGUGGAACUAUGAAUUGAUCUAGUCAUUAAGGAAUGUAAUUUGGAACUAUGCCUAAAGGGCUUUAAAGAACUGUCUGCCCUUUUAUCCAGCCAUAACACUGCUGGGUUUGUACCCGAAAGAGAUAAUGGGGAAAAAUUCUGCACAAAAAUAUUUAUAGCCACAUUCUUUCUGGUGCCAAAAAAAAAUUGAAAAUGAGGGGAUGCCCUUCCAUUGGGGAAUGGCUGAACAAAUUGUGGUAUCUGUUGGUGAUGGAAUACUAUUGUGCUCAAAGGAAUAAUAAAGUGGAGAAAUUCCAUGGAGACUGGAACGACCUCCAGGAAGUGAUGUUUAGUGAAAGGAGCAGAACCAGAACAACAUUGUACACAGAAACGGAUACAUUGUGGCACAAUAGAAUGUAAUAGACUUCUCUACUAGCAUCAAUGUAAUGAUCCAGGACAAUCCUGAGGGACUUAUGAGAAAGAAUGCUAUUCACAUCCAAAGAAAGAACUGUGGGAGUAGAAACACAGAAGAAAACACCCUGGAAAAGGUGUCUGAAACCAACUCAGACCAGCUCCAUAAAGUUGUUGUUCCCUUAAAAUCAGCAAACACUCCAAUCAGGGGUUAGACUUACUAUUUUGUUGACUUGUAAAAGGGAAUUCUUUGUUCUAUGUUUACAUUUGUGAAUGGGAAUCCUUUAUUCCCUUUGUCUAUUUGAGUUAACACUUUGGCUAACAAUAACUUAAGUACCUCUACUUUGUACCUUACUAGAUUGUGAAGACAGGAUUAACUCUCUUUGUCACUUUUGAAUUGAAUCAACAAAAGCUUGAACUUUUAACCUCCUUAGCACUAGGUGGAGGAGCUCUCCACCCUUUCAACUCAAUCAGCCAGGAAGUGAGAAUUUACACUCAGUCAGUCAGGAAUUUGUGAACCCUUUUGAUGAGUAUUCACCUCUCCAGAAGGUGAGAAGUGGUUCCUCCAAGAAGGAAGUUGGCUUUAAGAAGCAAGUCAGCUUCUAGAAGAAGGUCAAAUCAAGGAAGAAAGUGGGCUUCAGGAGUCACCUUCAGUUUGAGUCAUCAUCUUGACCCGCCUCUUGGAGGGAACUUGGGUGAGUGGAUCGUAACUUCCUGUCUUCUGAAGGGAGUUUAAUGCCAGCUGAAGGUCAGCAAGUCCUGGCUGAGUCUAGCAACAGAGCAAUAUUUAGAUAGACAGGCUAAAUGUCUACCUUUCUGCAUUUCUCUACUUUCACUCUACCUCUUUUGUAAAUAAAAGCUAUUAAAAAUCA
This is a messenger RNA of Monodelphis domestica (gray short-tailed opossum), 5218 nucleotides long. RefSeq lists its product as uncharacterized. Gene Ontology annotation, cellular component: transcription regulator complex; chromatin; PcG protein complex. NCBI's taxonomy places the organism in Eukaryota, Metazoa, Chordata, Mammalia, Didelphimorphia, Didelphidae. The record is from RefSeq and is a predicted model, not a curated record. Gene Ontology annotation, molecular function: DNA-binding transcription factor activity, RNA polymerase II-specific; RNA polymerase II cis-regulatory region sequence-specific DNA binding. Gene Ontology annotation, biological process: regulation of transcription by RNA polymerase II.